Messenger RNA from Cutaneotrichosporon cavernicola, 234 nucleotides. RefSeq lists its product as uncharacterized. Lineage: Eukaryota; Fungi; Basidiomycota; Tremellomycetes; Trichosporonales; Trichosporonaceae. The transcript has 3 exons. The record is from RefSeq and is a predicted model, not a curated record. The coding region runs from base 1 to 234 and encodes 77 amino acids.
AUGCGCCUCCUCUCCAUCCUCUCGCUCUUCGCCAUUGGCGCCCUCGCACACGAGGGACACGACCACUCCAACUCGACCUCCAACUCGACCGCCAACUCGACCGCGUCCGGGUCCAUGAGCGCCGCAGUCCCCUUGUCCUCCGCCCCGGCGCCCACGCAACCCAGUGGAGCUGAGCGCCUCGCCGCCGGCGGCGUUGCCGCGCUCGUCGUCGCUGCUGUUGGGAUGGCGCUUUAG